Cuscuta campestris is the source of this 1117-nucleotide messenger RNA. The record is from the annotation of a GenBank genome assembly. NCBI's taxonomy places the organism in Eukaryota, Viridiplantae, Streptophyta, Magnoliopsida, Solanales, Convolvulaceae.
CUUAAGAGUGAAUUCAUAAAUCAACAUGGUAUCGGAGCACGGAGAUCCGUCUCGACCUACUCCGUCGCUGCGUUAACCGAAGAAAAAAAAAUUCUUUCUGCUUCUCCCUCGCACCAGCUUCUGCCGUGACCAGUCAUGGCUGUCUUAUCACCUGAUCCUAUGGAUCAUCUUCCUACGGGUCUCAAAUUGUUUUUCCGAAAUCUUCAAUCCCUAACUUUGGUCAAGCUUGAUGACACCAAUUAUCCCUCUUGGUCUGCUACUGUUCGUGCAAAUCUUCUUGCUCAUCGCUUACUCAGUUAUGUUGAUGGAUCUGAACCAUCACCACCGGCUCUUAUUCUUGAUGAGAAGGCUACGGCACCAAACAAGGAUGCACCCCCGGUUAUGAAACCAAAUCCAGCGUAUGAAUCGUGGCUUAUUGUUGAUGCUCAGAUUCGGGCCUGUCUCCUUGCGAUUGUUUCCCCCACUGUUCAGACUCAUAUUCAUGCUCUUCCCACUUCUGCUGCAAUCUGGAAUCAUCUCGAACAACGGUACAAUUCUCUUUCACGCACUCAUAUUUUUCAACUGAAGGAGCGCUUGCACAGUGUUACUAAGGGCACUGAUUCAAUGCAAACGUACUUGGAUACUGUUCUCACCAUUGUGUCGUCUCUCAAAUUGGCACAUGAAGAUAUCUCUGAACAAGAUAUUAUUUUGUGUGUUCUUCGCGGUCUACCGGCCGACUACGCCUCUCUCAAGCAAAACAUUCGCACCAAUAUUGCCACAGUCACUUUUAAUCAAGUCUCUUCGUGGCUUCUCUCUGAAGAAUUGAACUUAUCCUUUGAGAAGAGAUUGUCUCUGGGGGACUCUGGCUCUACCUCGAACAAUGGUAGGGUGGUUGCAAUGGCAUCGAGCGUUGAACAGUCGCUGAAGAAGUCGUUUGAGUGUGGGAGGAGCUGCAACGCCAAGGCGGCUGCAGUUGUGGAAGAGUGAUUAGCCAACCGAGUUACUAUCAAUCGGAGUGCCUAGCUACCUUCAAAAUGAGCUCGUGAUUUGGUACUCCGGAAGCACAAAUCUUAUUCAAGAACUUAGGAGUACGCAAGUCAUUAAUGAUAUUCGAAUUAGAGCUGAGUUCUCAACCUUG